UUUUGAUAAUUAUUUAUUAAUCUAGAUUUGGUCAAUUUUUAGCUGAUAAGUCUUCUGGUCACCAAUAAAUAAAAAGCUGAAUAUUUUAUCGAUUGAGAUAAGUCUUAUCUAAAUCUAGCAUGACAAAAAAAUGCGAAGUAUGUAAUUAUCAUAAGGAUCGUCAAUGAUAUUUCGCAUUUAACUAUUGGAGUAUCAUUUGGAUCGUCAAUGGUCAGUUAUCAUUGACGAUCCUUAUGAUACUCAAACUUAACCUCAAGAUGGCGAUUGACGAUCCGAAUGAAAUAAUUCAAACUACAGAUACCAAAGUUUAUUUUGUCGACUGUCAAUUUUCAUUCCUCCCAUCCGCACGAACUUCCGCUGCACCCUGUAGUUUUUUUUUCAAGUUUGAUUUUAUUUCAGAGAGCUUCGCCUACUGGUUAUUGAAAAUACUUUUUUAACUUCGCCAUCUAGCGAGAAAAUACGGGUUUGGGGACUAACAUUUGCUCACAAAUAUCUUUAACUUGUUAAAUUGAUUAUUUACUAUUAAUAACAAUACGAGCCAGUUCAGAUGGUUGAGAUUUUAAUUGAAUGACAAUGAAUUUUCAGGGUUACUUUAAAUUAUUGUGAAGCCAGAGAAAUCAUUAGAAGUAAAAUCAGCCUUUUCAUUUUAAAAUCCUUUUGUUCAUUCUUCGUUUCUGAUUCACUCGAAUGAUUACAAUCGAUUGGAGGAAAUUUAUUCAUCUUAAAUAGUUAGGAAAUAUAUUGAACAUCACAAUGAACAUUCUUUUUCUUUCUAUCAAAGAGUGAACUUUACUGUAGUACUGUAGUGUAAUGUAAACAUUUAAAAAUAAAGAAGAUGAUCUAACGAGCACAAUUUGUAACCAUAGAUAGUGAUCAAUAUUUAUAUUUAUAAUAAUUGUAUCAAGAUGAAGAUUUUUAUUGUUCAAUUUUUCACUUUUUUGUUACUUCUGUUGAUAUUCAAUGGAUUCAUUCAACCCAUUCACAUGUUCACUAAUGAAACGAGUGAAUAUAAUAUUAAACAAGCCAAAUUGCUAAAAAUUGGAUUCAAUCAUGUGUUUUGGGAUUUUGUUAAUUCAAAUAAUCUGGAACCACUUAAAGUAUCAUCAUCAUGUAUCAAAAGUUUAAAUAAUGUUUUUAAUUCAAUGAAGAAGGAUAAUCAAUGGACAUUUCAAAUGUUUGAUUCAUCGUCUAGAUUUAUUGUUGAUUCAACUGAAACUGGUUACUAUGAUUUUGGUAAUUAUGAUAGAUGUUUAAGUCUUCAAUGGAUCAACGAUGAAACAAAGGAAAGUGAAUUUGGUCAACAUUGUACAAUAUCAAUUUUACCAAAAAUAUCGGAAUCAGAAUACUAUAAGAACAUAUUCACGAGAAAUAAAAUAGUGUCACUUUUUUACGAAGCCGUCUUCAAGAUUGGUCUCUGCAUUCCUUCUUCUUGUUCUCAAGAUGAUAUUCAAAAUAUCUUUUCUAAAGCUAUUGACGUUUAUGAUUGGCAGUAUAUAAAAACUGAUCAAUGUAAAAUUAAGACUACAUUGGUUGAAAAUAUUAUGAAUGCUAAGAGAUAUCAAAAAAUAUCAUUAGCUUUUUUGACUACAAUUGUUGUAAUAAAUUUAUAUGCAACUUGGUUGGAUUGGUCAGUGAGAUCUAGUGGCUGGACUCGACAUUUCUCUUUAAUUCGUAAUUACAAUGGACUUAUCAAUCCUGUCUCAACAUCAAGAAUGACUUUUUUAACCAAGUUUCAACUAGUAGUUCAUUCUGCAACUUUAACUGUCCAUGCAUUUUUUUGGUUUUUUUUCUCCAAAGGAGGCGGACUUUUUGCUAACUCAAACAAUCUCAUGAAAAACCGUAAUAGCUUUCAGAUUAGAGGUGGAUCUGAUUGGUGGGUAAGCAUUCUCUUUGUUUAUGGAUCGAUAGCUCGCACCAUGGAAUACUGGAAGAUCACUGGACCAUCAACCUCUUUGAUUUCAUCUUUUAUCAAAAUGCUCAUCAAAAUGUUUACAAUCAUCCUCAUUUCUCUUCCCCUGGUCGCUUUCACCUUCAUCACUCCAGUGUUUUUCGAUGGCCCUAUCAUGUCAAUUUUCAGUGAUUAUACUGCCGAAGCUUGUUUAAGAUCAUUUCAUACAAACCUUUUAUUUAUACAAAACAAUUAUCGUCCCAUAAUCGAUAUGUGUUUACCACAUACUUGGUCUGUUGCUGUUGAAUUUCAAAUUUUACCUGUGAUCAUUUUAUUGGUUCAUCUUUACAAAAGAUCUCCAAAACUCGCUGUUACCGUUAAUUCAUUAAUAGUAAUAGCUGGAUUAUUAUAUACUGGUGUCUCUGCAUUCAUCAAAGAUGCCCAUCCUCACAUGUUAGCCCGUUCAUUAGAAAUCAGACCUAUGCUUUACUGGUUAGAAAAUAUUUCUAUGCCAACUUCAAUGCAUGUUUGGAUAUACACUCUUCCCCCAUUAUGGACCUAUUUGAUUAUGAAUAGGUAUGAAAAAUCAAAUCCAAUUUUGAUCAACUUCACUCGAUGCAGCAAGCUACUUGCUGCAAUCGUAUUAACGUUGCACCUUUUACCGCCAAUUUGGGUUUCUUUGGAAGACUAUAUGCAUGGAUCGAUUCUCAACGGAAUUUAUUUCAUCUUCUUUCGACUUUGCACUGGAGUUAUAUUCACAUUUCCUUUUAUGUGCAAUUCCGAUUCGUUGCGAGAAUUUUUCACCCAUCCAUUGGACAAAAAAAAUUUCAGUGAAAACAACAAUUGCAUCAAUAAUAAUUUUGAAUCAAGCUUUGAAAAGGAGAUUAAACAAGUCGUUCAGACAGAUGAAGACAGUUCAGUCAAAGCUAAGAAUAUUCCUUCUGGACCGAAGAAUCGUUUACUUCACAUUUGCUCAACACUUUGGCGAUCCGCAUACUAUGUGCAUAUCUGCAUGACUAUAUUACGAUAUUCAACACAGCGUUGGUCACUCAAUUCAAUAGAGUCAUGGAUUUCAAUAGCUAUCGAGUCUUUAGCUCUAACCUUUUUCGCAGCAUUUUUCUUCCAUCUAUUUGUCGUUGGUCCCGUUACAAGUUUGAUCUCAACUGUAAAGUCAAAGUCACAGUUAAAACUCAAAACAAAAUGAUCUAACAUGUAAGAUGACGAUGGAUGAAUGAUGCUAAGAUUAUCGAAAAGCAAUAUUGCAAAUUGGUGCUCAAAGCGAACUCUUAUGACCUAAAUCACUUACAGUUGAAUUUCUGUAUUAUUAAUAAUAUUAAUGAUUCAUAUUGAUCUAAUUCAGUUAUAGACAAAAACUAAUGCAAAGUUAUCAUAUGUCUGGACCAAAGAGAAAAUUGUUUCAAUUAUCUGGCAAUUCAUUUUUUUGUGGUUUACAUUGUAGAGGAUAAAAAAUAGAGACACGUAUUUUUGUUUAGCAAGUACGUGUUUAAUGAUAUCUAAGCUCGAAUGAGCUCAAACAUCAAUAACCACACACCAAAGUUACAAAAUCAAAAAGACGCGUCUCGUCAUUUUUCGUCCUUCACAAUAAGAGCCGGAAAAAAUUGAAAACAGUAGUACAAGCAAGGGCUCUUCUCGUGUUACAAGGAUGUAGCUUAUUGUCUUGACAGUAUGGUUCCAAAGCAUCAAAAAUGUUUCAUAUCAUUGUUUUAGCCUGGUAUAAAACAGUGAUUGAGAUUGAAAACAAGGACACAAUUGUUUCGGAGAAAGCACUUACAAUAAAAUAUCUUAUAUCAUAAUUUAUUACAUCUGUAAAUUGAAUAAAUUUUACUUAUCUUGA
Tetranychus urticae (two-spotted spider mite) is the source of this 3743-nucleotide messenger RNA. RefSeq lists its product as uncharacterized. The record is from RefSeq and is a predicted model, not a curated record. NCBI's taxonomy places the organism in Eukaryota, Metazoa, Arthropoda, Arachnida, Trombidiformes, Tetranychidae.